AUGUCACUAGGCUUGUCAAGACUCAGUCACUUUGAAUUUGAGGUCGAUCUUCUAUAUUUUUUCAGUGGAUUUCUGAGAGUACAACUCAUGAAAAUAAAAUUAUGGUUGGUAAUUGUGGGAGGGAGUUUCAGUUAUUCCCUCAUCAUUUUGCAUUCAGCGUUGGAUGCUUCAGCCAGAACUGGGUAUGUUGGACUCCAUGUCAAUGAUGACGUAGUCAUUGAAAUUUUUUCACACUCUCAAGGAACAAGCCGCAAUUUUUCACAAGUUGUUUCACCUCAAACUAUUCCCAUUGUCGGUAAUUCCCUCGUCAUGCCGCAAGACGUUGUUGUCUCUGAAGGAGAUGAGGAUUCAGGAUUCACUCAAGGCAAAAAUGUCAGUAAAAAAAGUAUAAUGGCACGAUUCAUGGAAUGUAUAGAGGUGCUUGAGAAGGAGAAUGAGACCCUUAUCAGCACAAUUUCAAAGCAUGUAGAUGGAUACCUUAAAGCUAAUGUGGUCAAGAAGAUUCCAACGGUGGAACUCCAUGCUGACAUCAACUUGGUGGUUGAUGCAUUGCCUGCUGGAAUCAUCAACGACCUUCACGAAGCCGUGUCGCUGAUAGUGGCUGAAGGGUUUGAGGAGGAUUGUUGCAGAGCAUACUAUACUUGCCGAAGGGAGUUUCUGAAAAAGUGUUUAUGGACUUUUUGGUUGCAAACGCAAGAGCUUUGCAUGGAGGACAUUGAUGAGAUGGAGAAGAUUCAGAGUUGGUUAACAAAGGUUUUGUAUGUAGUUGAUAGUGUACUCCUUCCCAAUGAAAGGACACUCUGUGAUCGCGUCUUUAAAGGAGUCUCUUCCGCUGGGGAUUAUGCUUUCACUGUGGUUUGUAGAGAAUUGAAUAUUUGUUUGAUUCGCAUUGCCAAUCACUUGGCAACUAUUCUGGAGGAUAAUAAAUCUAGGCAAGUAUUAGAAGAAUACACCAUGUUUGAUAAGGAGGAAAAGCUUUCACUGUCUGGGAAUGUGGCCAGGAUAAUAGCAACAGCCCUGAUAGACAGAAUUUUGGAAGUGGAGUCCAAAAAUUACCAUAAUCCUUCUCUAGGAUAUGUUUUCAUCAUGAACAAUUUGAGUUUCAUAGAACUGGAAGCAGAAUUCUAUGGGUUGGUUCCUAUUUUCAGUCAUGAUUGGCUCCGGAAAAUCGAAACAAAAUUCCAGCAAAACCUUGAACUUUAUAUGAGAAGCUCGUGGAAUAAGAUUGUGGACUUUCUGAAGUUUGAUAUCUGUGAAUCAGAGACAAGUGUUGCGGUUGGGUUACUGAAAGACAGGAUAAAUUCGUUCAAUGAACACUUUGACGAUAUAUGCAAUGUUCAGUCUACUUGGUUUGUGUUUGAUGAAGAGUUAAGAAAACAUAUUGUAAAAUCCAUAGAAAACAUGUUGUUGCCAGCAUAUGGAAAUUUCAUUGGAAGGUUGCAGAAUUUUCUUGGCAAACACAGUUAUAAUUAUAUUAAGUAUGGAAUGUUUGACGUCCUAGAUCGAGUCGGCAAUCUGUUUGUUGUGACGAAGAAUAAGAAUCUGUAUCUGAAACACAAGUGGAAGAGACCCAAGCGCUUGCGUUGA
This is a messenger RNA of Vigna umbellata (rice bean), 1587 nucleotides long. The record is from RefSeq and is a predicted model, not a curated record. NCBI's taxonomy places the organism in Eukaryota, Viridiplantae, Streptophyta, Magnoliopsida, Fabales, Fabaceae.